Molecule: messenger RNA, 1290 nt
Organism: Elgaria multicarinata webbii
Lineage: Eukaryota; Metazoa; Chordata; Lepidosauria; Squamata; Anguidae
Gene: KCNK17
Product: potassium two pore domain channel subfamily K member 17
Exons: 5
Coding region: 1-960 (319 amino acids)
Biological process (GO): stabilization of membrane potential; potassium ion transmembrane transport
Cellular component (GO): plasma membrane
Molecular function (GO): outward rectifier potassium channel activity; potassium ion leak channel activity
Source: RefSeq, a predicted model, not a curated record
AUGUGCGGCGGCGAGAGCAACGGCAAGGCGCCCCCGGGGGAUGCCUCCCGGGCCAGGCGCUGGCGGAUUCCCUCCACGCCGCUGCUGCUGCUCGCCUACGUGGGCUACCUGCUGCUGGGCAGCACCGCCUUCUGGGCGCUGGAGUCGCCCGUGGAGCGCGGCACGGCGCACCUGCUGCUGCAGGAGAAGUGGGAGCUGCUGGAGAACUACACGUGCCUCGAGCGGGAAGACCUCGAGCGCCUCGCGGAGGGCAUCAUUCAGGCCUACCAGAGUGGACUUUACCUUAAGGAAAAUACAAGUCUGGGCCGAUGGGACUUCGUUGGCUCCUUCUUCUUCUCUGUUUCUGCAGUAACGACUAUCGGCUAUGGUAACUUGAGUCCUACCACAGUGGCUUCACAAGUCUUGUGCAUCUUCUUUGCCCUGUUUGGGAUCCCCUUAAACCUUGUCCUCCUGAACAGGAUAGGACAGCUGAUGCUCUCUGGUGUUCAGCUGUGUACUUUCCGCCUGGGUGAGAAGUUCCACUGGCAGAGAGGGGCAGCUGUCUUGACACGAAGCUGUGCUCUGGUUACUGGCCUUUUACUCUUUUUCCUGCUACCUCCGCUGUUGUUCACAGCCAUAGAAGGAUGGACCUACGAAGAAGGAUUCUACUAUUCUUUCAUUACUCUUAGCACAAUAGGCUUUGGAGAUUAUGUCAUCGGCAUGAACCCAGAGCGCACCUACCCAGGCUGGUAUAAGAAUGUGGUGUCUCUGUGGAUUCUCUUUGGGAUGGCUUGGCUAGCCCUAAUCAUCAAUCUUUGCAUCAGCUUGCUAGAGAACUCCGGAGGUCUUUGCCAGUGCUGCAAGAGGAACAGCAAAGAUGUGGAGGAGGAGUUAAUACAUGGCAACCCAAAUAUCUGUUUGGGCACUGAGGAUGGGCAGAACUGCAGCACGAAAGACACAAAGCCUGCAGGGCCAGAUUGAAUUGCAUGUACCUCUUGAUCAACUGACGUGUUUGGGUUCUUACACAAGGGAAACAUCUGGCUGGGCCCUCCAUCACUUGGGUGCCAUGUUUUGGCCCUAACAGACAUUUGCUAGACUUGUCACUCAGGCCACAGUGGAAAUCGAAGUAAGCUCCAUGGGUUAUCCAAGGACUGCCAACUACAAGAAAAUCAUUUGCUGGGUAGGAAGAAUAAAAGAGUAUAUCUUGGGUCAGCAAUCAGCAGUAAGGGUUUAGAUUGCUGUGGGCAUAUGAGUUGGAUGACCAUGAACAUCACCAUUCGAUUGUGUGCAUCUGAAGCUGGCAAUGUAUAA